This is a messenger RNA of Linderina pennispora, 1269 nucleotides long. Its product is annotated as UAA transporter. Gene Ontology annotation, cellular component: endoplasmic reticulum membrane; Golgi membrane. The transcript has a single exon. Gene Ontology annotation, biological process: UDP-galactose transmembrane transport. NCBI's taxonomy places the organism in Eukaryota, Fungi, Kickxellomycota, Kickxellomycetes, Kickxellales, Kickxellaceae. The record is from RefSeq and is a predicted model, not a curated record. Gene Ontology annotation, molecular function: UDP-galactose transmembrane transporter activity; UDP-glucose transmembrane transporter activity. Bases 74 to 1228 code for a protein of 384 amino acids.
CUCGCCCCUCCUUUCCCGCCUCAAUUUGCAUACUUUUACUUGUACCUCUACACUUCAGCGCAUACCUAGUCAAAUGCUCGACUUUCUCAUUUGUGUGGGCGGCAUAUAUACAUGCUUCCUGACAUGGUCGGCGAUGCAGGAGCGAGUCACCACACAGACAUACGGUGCCGACGCGCAAAAGUUCCAGUAUACGAUCGUGCUCAACCUCAUCCAGGCGAUGACGGGCAGUCUUGUUGGAUUUAUAUAUUUGCGUGUUGUGCAGCGGAAGGCCAUGCUUGACAUGUCGCGGCGGCGGUGGCUCCGAUUCUUCCAGGUUGCAUUCAUGGCAUCAGUGGCGUCGCCGUUCGGGUACAUGGCACUGCGGUACAUCAACUAUCCGACAAUGACGCUAGCAAAGACGUGCAAGCUAGUGCCGGUGAUGAUGAUGAACGUUGUGUUGUACAAGCGCAAGUAUCCUGCACACAAGUACGCGGUGGUGGCGAUGAUCACAAUGGGCGUAUCGGCGUUCAUGCUGUUCAAAAGCAGCAGCAAGGGCAGUGCGAAGGCGACAGAGAACAGCUUGUACGGGCUGUUUUUGGUGUUCAUCAACCUGGCAAUCGACGGGCUCGUCAACUCGACGCAGGACCAUAUCUUUGCAGACGACAAGGAGGUGACGGGCCAGCACAUGAUGUGCCUGAUGAAUCUGUGCUGCAGCAUUUUGAUGGCGCUGUGGCUGAUGAACCCGUUCAACCCGGAGCUGGGCAGUGCCGUGGCGUUCCUGCAGCAGCACCCGCGUGCGACUGUCGACAUUGGCAUGUUCGCCGUGUGCGGGGCGCUGGGCCAGUGCUUCAUCUUCUACACGCUGGCCAAGUUUGGCUCGCUGACUCUGGUAACAGUCACGGUGACACGCAAGUUCUUGACAAUCCUGUUCUCGGUGUUCUACUACGGGCACCCACUCAACGGAUGGCAGUGGGCUGCUGCUGGAAUCGUAUUUGCGGGGAUCACGCUGGAUGUUUACAAGAAGCAGGCUGGAAGGAAGGCGCAGAGGCAGGUGCUGGUGGAGGUGACCAGUGAUGAGAAGGCAAAGGUAAAGGCUGAGGAUGAGCUGAGCGAUGACGAAAAGCUGGCAGUGGACGGGCAGGCGAGCUUGUUCGUGCCGCCCCCGCUCGGCAGCAAGGUAGAGGGUAUCGAGCAGCAAAUUGGCGAUCUACGCCGUCGUCAGCAAGCAGUUAGUGUCGCGGCAGCGUGAGAAUGCGGCUGAGUAUAGAUAUUUUUGGGUCUGGCAACAUA